AUGGUGGACGUUCGAAAUUUAAGUCAGAGUGACAAAGCUCAGCUUAUUAAUUCACUCCGGACCCAUCGUGUCAACACCCUGACAGAGUUACGCCGGAUCGAGAAGAUCUUCGCCGCCCUGAACCAGCACGAUGUCACGGAGCCGAUGACGUCGGCUUGGGCUCACUACGUCAAUUCAAACAAUUUCUUGAAUGAACUACGUGGUCUGACCAGGAACUAUCCGUUCAGCUCAGAGUGUCUAGACGAAGCAAAAUGGCUGGUCAUACAGGACCCGGCGAGUAAUAGGAGCUGGAAUUAUUGCUGGCUCGUCCUCGUGAAGAUACAAACAAACCAACUCAUAACCAAACAUGCCCACUCGCUCGCCUCUCGCCCGACCAUGUGGGGCAACACUACCCCGUCCCCGGCCAACGUGAGACAACUCGCGCGUGAAUUCAUCAAUGAAUGGACCUGGGCCAUCUCGCAGAUGCUCAGACAUUGGGAGACGCCACCCACUGUGACGGGGCAGUAAGGACUCGCUCGGGAUGUACGUUGUACAUUGUACAUUGUAUUCCUACAGCGUACUGGCUGAUCCUGGUUGGUUUCUUUCUUUUGUGAGACAUGUGACAUGUUCUGUUCGGACCAGGUUGCCGUCCAUGUUCCGAACGGAAGAGGGCGGGAAGUCUCAGUAGGAUCUUGCGAAGAGGUGAUGAGGGUCUGCAUUUACAAUCCAGUGAUUUGAAUCAUGUUAAUUACAGCGAUGGAGUACUUCAUUUGGUUUUGAAAUUCUGAAAGAGAUUUUGAGUGUUAUUGCUUAUGUGCAUACGCAAAGAGAAAAUAUUGCGUGCAUUAUGGUCAAUGCUUUCGCAGCCCUUAUGUGGUCUUUUUCGUUUUGUUUCCAUUGACAGCAUGGCGGGAUUAUAUCAAGCUACAACGGCGGUUUAGGAUGGAUUUAUCACGACUAAAAAGCCAUUCGAUUCUCGAAUAAAUUACAUGACAUGUUCAUUAUUUCUAAAUUCUACAAC
Molecule: messenger RNA, 1000 nt
Organism: Xylona heveae TC161
Lineage: Eukaryota; Fungi; Ascomycota; Xylonomycetes; Xylonales; Xylonaceae
Exons: 3
Coding region: 1-507 (168 amino acids)
Source: RefSeq, a predicted model, not a curated record